This is a messenger RNA of Trichoplax adhaerens, 3711 nucleotides long. RefSeq lists its product as uncharacterized. NCBI's taxonomy places the organism in Eukaryota, Metazoa, Placozoa, Uniplacotomia, Trichoplacea, Trichoplacidae. Gene Ontology annotation, cellular component: kinesin complex. The transcript has a single exon. The annotation marks the transcript as partial. Gene Ontology annotation, molecular function: protein binding. The record is from RefSeq and is a predicted model, not a curated record.
AUGUAUAGCAAGUCGCUAAAGAUUACACUAGAAAUACUUGGCGAUAAUCAUCCGAGUGUUGCCGAUUCAUAUAGCAAAAUUGCAACUGUUUAUGAUCAUCAAGGUAAGUAUGACGACGCUCUAUCGAUGUAUAACAAAUCGCUCAAGAUUAGACAAGAAACACUUGGCGAUAAUCAUCCUCAUGUUGUCGAUUCAUAUGACAACAUUGCGCUUGUCUAUAAUCAUCAAGGCAAGUACGAUGACGCUCUAUCAAUGUACAACAAAUCGCUCAAGAUUAGACUAAAAACACUUGGCGAUAACCAUCCAAGUGUUGCCGAGUCAUAUAACAACAUUGCACUUGUCUAUAAGAAUCAAGGCAAGUAUGACGACGCUCUAUCAAUGUAUAACAAAUCACUCAAGAUUACACUAGAAACACUUGGUGAAAAUCAUCCGAGUCUUGCUACGUCAUAUAACAACAUUGGUGGUGUUUAUGAUAGUCAAGGCAAGUAUGACGACGCUCUAUCGAUGUAUAACAAAUCACUCGACAUUAGACUAGUAACUUAUGGUAACAAUCAUCCGAGUGUUGCCGACUCAUAUAAUAAUAUUGCAACUGUCUAUUGGAAUCAAGGCAAGUAUAAUGACGCUCUAACAACGUAUAACGAAUCAUUCAAGAUAAGACUAGCGACACUUGGUGACAAUCAUUCGAGUGUUGCCGACUCGUAUAACAACAUUGGUGGUGUCUAUUGGAAUCAAGGCAAGCAUGACGACGCUCUACCAAUGUUUAACAAAUCACUCGAGAUUAGACUAAAAACACUUGGCGAUAAUCAUCCGAGCGUUGCUGACUCAUAUAACAACAUUGCAAGUGUCUAUCAUCAUCAAGGCAAGUAUGAUGAGGCUCUAUCAAUGUAUAACAAAUCACUCAAGAUUAGACUAGAAACUCAUGGCGACAAUCAUCCGAGCCUUGCGGAAUCAUAUAACAACAUUGGAGGUGUCUAUUAUAAUCAAGGUACGUAUGAAAGCGCUCUAUCAAUGUAUAACAAAUCACUCAACAUUACACUGGAAACAACUGGUGACAAUCAUCUGAGUGUUGCUAACUCAUAUAACAACAUUGGGCUUGUCUAUGACACUCAAGGCAAGCAUGAUAGCGCUCUAUCAAUGUAUAACAAAUCACUCAACAUUACACUAGAAACUUUUGGCGACAACCAUCCGAGUGUUGCUACGUCAUAUAACAACAUUGGAGGUGUCUAUAAGAAUCAAGGCAAGUAUGAUGACGCUCUAUCGAUGUAUAACAAAUCGCUCAAGAUUAGACUAAAAGUACUUGGUGAUAAUCAUCCUCAUGUUGUCGAUUCUUAUAACAACAUUGCGCUUGUCUAUAAGAAUCAAGGCAAGUACGAUGACGCUCUAUCAAUGUAUAACAAAUCACUCAAGAUUAGACAAGAAACACUUGGCGAUAAUCAUCCGAGUGUAGCUGAGUCAUAUAAAGACAUCGCGCUUGUCUAUGAUAAUCAAGGCAAGUAUGACAACGCUCUAUCAAUGUAUAGCAAGUCGCUAAAGAUAACACUAGAAACACUUGGUGAUAAUCAUCCGAGUGUUGCCGACUCAUAUAACAAAAUUGCAACUGUUUAUGAUCAUCAAGGCAAGUAUGACGACGCUCUAUCGAUGUAUAACAAAUCGCUCAAGAUUAGACAUGAAACACUUGCAGAUAAUCAUCCUCAUGUUGUCGAUUCAUAUGACAACAUUGCACUUGUCUAUGAUCAUCAAGGCAAGUACAAUGACGCUCUAUCAAUGUAUAACAAUUCACUCAAGAUUAGACAAGAAACACUUGGCGACAAUCAUCCGAGUGUUGCCGAGUCAUAUAAAGACAUCGCGCUUGUCUAUGAUAAUCAAGGCAAAUAUGACAACGCUCUAUCAAUGUAUAGCAAGUCGCUAAAGAUUACACUAGAAACACUUGGCGAUAAUCAUCCGAGUGUUGCCGACUCAUAUAACAAAAUUGCAACUGUUUAUGAUCAUCAAGGUAAGUAUGGCGACGCUCUAUCGAUGUAUAACGAAUCGCUCAAGAUUAGACUGAAUACCCUUUGUAAUAAUCAUCCUCAAAUUGUCGACUCUUAUAACAAUAUUGCGCUUGUCUAUAAGAAUCAAGGCAAGUACGAUGACGCUCUAUCGAUGUAUAACAAAUCACUCAAGAUUAGACAAGAAAUACUUGGUGAUAAUCAUCCGAGUGUUGCCGAGUCAUAUAACAACAUCGCACUUGUCUAUAAGAAUCAAGGCAAGUAUGACGAUGCUUUAUCGAUGUAUAACAAAUCACUCGACAUUAGACUAGUAACUUAUGGUAACAAUCAUUCGAGUGUUGCCGACUCAUAUAAUAAUAUUGCAACUGUCUAUUGGAAUCAAGGCAAGUAUAAUGACGCUCUAACAACGUAUAACGAAUCAUUCAAGAUAAGACUAGCGACACUUGGUGACAAUCAUUCGAGUGUUGCCGACUCGUAUAACAACAUUGGUGGUGUCUAUUGGAAUCAAGGCAAGUAUGACGACGCUCUACCAAUGUUUAACAAAUCACUCGAGAUUAGACUAAAAACACUUGGCGAUAAUCAUCCGAGCGUUGCCGACUCAUAUAACAACAUUGCAAGUGUCUAUCAUCAUCAAGGCAAGUAUGAUGAGGCUCUAUCAAUGUAUAACAAAUCACUCAAGAUUAGACUAGAAACUCAUGGCGACAAUCAUCCGAGCCUUGCGGAAUCAUAUAACAACAUUGGAGGUGUCUAUUAUAAUCAAGGUACGUAUGAAAGCGCUCUAUCAAUGUAUAACAAAUCACUCAACAUUACACUGGAAACAACUGGUGACAAUCAUCUGAGUGUUGCUAACUCAUAUAACAACAUUGGGCUUGUCUAUGAUACUCAAGGCAAGCAUGAUAGCGCUCUAUCAAUGUAUAACAAAUCACUCAACAUUACACUAGAAACUUUUGGCGACAACCAUCCGAGUGUUGCUACGUCAUAUAACAACAUAGGAAGUGUCUAUAAGAAUCAAGGCAAGUAUGAUGACGCUCUAUCGAUGUAUAACAAAUCACUCAAGAUUAGACAAGAAACACUUGGCGACAAUCAUCCGAAAGUUGCCAAGUCUUAUAACAACAUUGCGCUUGUCUAUAAGAAUCAAGGCAAGUACGAUGACGCUCUAUCAAUGUAUAACAAAUCACUCAAGAUUAGACAAGAAACACUUGGCGAUAAUCAUCCGAGUGUAGCUGAGUCAUACAAAGACAUCGCGCUUGUCUAUAACAAUCAAGGCAAGUAUGACGACGCUCUAUCAAUGUAUAACAAAUCACUCAAGAUUAGACAAGAAACACUAGGUGAAAAUCAUCCAAAUCUUGCCAACUCUUAUAACAGCAUUGCGCUCGUCUAUGAUCAUCAAGGCAAGUAUGACGACGCUCUAUCGAUGUAUAACAAAUCACUCGACAUUAGACUAGUAACUUAUGGUAACAAUCAUUCGAGCGUUGCCGACUCAUAUAAUAAUAUUGCAACUGUCUAUUGGAAUCAAGGCAAGUAUAAUGACGCUCUAACAUCGUAUAACGAAUCAUUCAAGAUAAGACUAGCGACACUUGGUGACAAUCAUCCGAGUGUUGCCGACUCGUAUAACAACAUUGGUGGUGUCUAUUGGAAUCAAGGCAAGCAUGACGACGCUCUACCAAUGUUUAACAAAUCACUCGAGAUUAGACUAAAAACACUUGGCGAUAAUCAUCCGAGC